AUGACGCUCUCUCCCAAAGAUCGUUCUGCUUUUGUGGAGCCGGUCUUCAGUGCUUUGCUUCCUCACUUGUCCCAGGACUCGGUCUUGAAUCAAGCACUCCUUGUUCGCAUCCAAGAUGGGUGCUCGAAAUCCACGUUUUCCUCUGGCAUUUCAUUGCGGGAAGCAGCUAUCAGGGCGAGUGAAAGUGCACCUCACUGGGACUUUCCUCCACACACUCGUGCCGUCGUCAAUGGUGCCAUGGAUGAGUUGCUUGUCUUUGAAAAAGAUGAAGCCGUAACAGACGUGGCGCACAUCGAGAUCCUCCGACUCGAUGCUCUCCGAUACCAUGUUUCGGAGCCAGGGCCUCUUCUUCACUUGUCAAUUCAAGGAUAUCCGACAUCUGGCAACGAAUUGGAGCACGUUAUGCCGGCUCGCGGCGCAGAGAUUCCACAAAUGUUCAACGUGUUUCCUGGCAUUCAGUAUGAUGAGCGGUAUGAAGUAUAA
Exophiala xenobiotica is the source of this 483-nucleotide messenger RNA. RefSeq lists its product as uncharacterized. The coding region runs from base 1 to 483 and encodes 160 amino acids. The transcript has a single exon. NCBI's taxonomy places the organism in Eukaryota, Fungi, Ascomycota, Eurotiomycetes, Chaetothyriales, Herpotrichiellaceae. The record is from RefSeq and is a predicted model, not a curated record.